Molecule: messenger RNA, 1193 nt
Organism: Salvia splendens (bonfire salvia)
Lineage: Eukaryota; Viridiplantae; Streptophyta; Magnoliopsida; Lamiales; Lamiaceae
Product: chromatin structure-remodeling complex protein BSH
Exons: 11
Coding region: 252-977 (241 amino acids)
Biological process (GO): chromatin remodeling
Cellular component (GO): nuclear chromosome
Source: RefSeq, a predicted model, not a curated record
UUCCCUUAAGACGCUCUUAUGGUUUUCUUCUCUCUCCCUCUCCUCUUCGCUUGCAUUUUGUUUUCUCUCACUAGGGGUUUUCUGGCAUUUCUCCGGAAUUUCAGAUUCAACGUCGUAGUUUGCCGGAUCAUUCACAGCUCUUGUUGCUUAUUGAAUAGUUUCAUCUGAUACUGGGCACUAGCUCAGAUUUGGUUCUCAUCACCUGUUGAUACCAAUGAGGAAAUAGAGAGGCAGUCACAUAGCAGUGGAGCAUGAAAUCCCACUCUCCUUGGAGCACAGCCAGAAACCCAGUCAAGUUCCGGAUACCAACAGCAGAUAACCUAGUCCCGAUACGCCUGGACAUUGAAAUUGAAGGCCAGAAAUUUAGAGAUGCUUUCAUCUGGAACCCUUCUGAUCCUGAUUCUGAAGUAGUGGUGUUUGCAAAAAGAACAGUGAAAGACUUAAAGCUGCCUCCCGCUUUUGUCACUCAGAUUGCUCAAUCCGUACAGACACAGCUAACUGAAUUUCGCUCCUAUGAAGGGCAAGAUAUGUAUACUGGCGAGAAAGUUGUUCCUAUCAAGCUUGAUCUUCGUGUUAACAGUACUCUUAUAAAAGAUCAUUUUUUAUGGGAUUUGAACAAUUUCGAGAGCAAUCCUGAAGAAUUUGCCAAAACAUUUUGCAAAGACAUGGGCAUUGAAGAUCCUGAAGUUGGACCCGCAAUUGCAAUUGCCAUACGAGAACAACUUUAUGAGAUUGCUGUACAAAAUGUGACUUCAGCCCGUGAAAGCAGAAUAAACAAGAAAGGCCGCAGGGGGCUCGAACAUAGCCAGGCCAGCAAGAACAGUGGGAAUGCUGCGGACUUAUUUAAGUUGUUUGGCAGCAAGUCCAGUGUAGUCAGAAAGAGGAAGGAGUGGGAUGUAUAUGAACCAAUGAUCGAUCUCUUAUCAAACGAGGAGGUAGACGCCCUUAAAGCUAAAGAAGAAAGAAAUGCUCGAUGACUUGAAACAAACAUAGGUGUGUUCGGUUGCUCAAGAUUAAAUUGUCCCCAAAUUGAAUUGAUACGAGAUUGCCAAGAUUAAUUGAGUCAUGUGCUAUAUUUUGUGGUUGCAGUAAAUUCUUAACAAAGUAACUGGGGUUGUGGAUUUGGGGAAUACAAUUGUAUUCCAAUUUGUUCUCAUUUUUAUCAAUGCUAUCUCGACUUUGAAAAUUUAUCA